UAAUAUUCUAAGUUCACGUACUCUGCAGCUCAACCUAAAAGCUAGCAAUCCAAGGAUUUCUUACCCUCCACUACCAUGACUGGAAUCUCUUUAGCCCAUUCCUUGCCCUCCAUGCAAUCCCGUGUAGCUUCUCCAAGCAAGCUAAGAACUCAUUCCAUUCCCACGAACCACCGCAUAUAAGCAUCCUCCACACCUCCUCCAUCCUCACAGAGCCAACAGAGCUGAUCGCCAUGGUCGCAGGUAGCAGCGAGGAGCCGCGGCAGCGCCGCGUGCAGCAGGAGAUCAGAGACAUGAUUUCGACGCUCACCGAUCGGCUGACUGCCCUGGGAAGGUCCGUGCCCCGCUCCGACGCCAAGGGUCAGGAGGCCGGCGACGCCUACCCCGGACUCGGGGUCAUCACGAUGGCCGGCGACAACAAGGGGGCGUCGAUGAAGGCGGACAUGGAAGAACUGGGGGACGCCCAUGGGGGGUUGUACAGCGACGACGGCGGCAUGUGCACCUACACAAACAGCAACUACCAGGCCGUGAACAACUCGAUUCUUCUCUGCGGGAGCUGCGCGGCGAAGGAUCCCGGCGUCCAUGUGGUCAUAUCAGAGUACGUAGAGGAAGAUGACGAUGACGAUGACGAUGAUGAGGAAGAGAGGCAUAGAAAGAAGGAGAAAAAGAAGAAGAAAAAGGAGGAGAAG
Musa acuminata subsp. malaccensis (wild Malaysian banana) is the source of this 686-nucleotide messenger RNA. RefSeq lists its product as uncharacterized. NCBI's taxonomy places the organism in Eukaryota, Viridiplantae, Streptophyta, Magnoliopsida, Zingiberales, Musaceae. The record is from RefSeq and is a predicted model, not a curated record.